Nycticebus coucang (slow loris) is the source of this 2671-nucleotide messenger RNA. Its product is annotated as bcl-2-like protein 13. The record is from RefSeq and is a predicted model, not a curated record. Gene Ontology annotation, cellular component: mitochondrion. NCBI's taxonomy places the organism in Eukaryota, Metazoa, Chordata, Mammalia, Primates, Lorisidae. Gene Ontology annotation, biological process: apoptotic process. The transcript has 2 exons. The coding region runs from base 153 to 974 and encodes 273 amino acids.
UCUGAUCCCUCCAGGUGCCGCCCGUCAGUGGGAUCAUCACUGCGCUUUCGCUUCUGGCGUUCAGAUCGCACUUUAAAAGGAGCGAGUGGGCACUCAGUGGAGGGGGAGUGGCUCGCAGAGGUAAAGGCAGGGACAUCUGUGGCGGCUGAAGGAUGCGCUGGAGCAGCUCAGGCGCUGUGUUUAACCUUGACUCAGAGGAGGAGGAGUGCCCUGGAGUCACUGCAGAAGACAGCAAUGACAUUUACAUCCUGCCCAGUGACAACUCUGGACAAGUCGGUCCUCCAGAGUCUCCAACUGUGACCACCUCCUGGCAGUCAGAGAGCUUACCUGUCUCACUGUCAGCCAGCCAGAGUUGGCACACAGAAAGCUUGCCAGUGUCUCUAGGUCCCGAAUCCUGGCAACAGAUCGCAAUGGAUCCUGAGGAAGUCAAAAGCUUGGAUAGCAACGGAGCUGGAGAGAAGAGUGAGAACAACUCUUCGAACUCUGACAUAGUGCAUGUGGAGAAAGAAGAAGUCCCCGAGGGCGCGUUAGAGGCUGCUGCGGCUGCCGGGGUCCUGCCUGCCGGGGAGCUGCAGGAGGCCUUCCCUGGAGCCCCAGCACCCUUGCUUCCACACAUCACUGCCACGUCCUUGCUGGAGGCAGGGGAGCCCCACGCGGAGGUGACUGCAGCCGAGAAAGCCAGCCCUGCUACGUCUUUGUUUGUGGAACUUGAUGAAGAAGAGGUGAAAGCAGCGACACUUGAAGCUGGUGAAGUGGAGGAGGAGGAGAUCCCCGCGCUGGAACCCCCGGAAACACUGCCGGGCGAGGAGCCAGAUGUAGAGAGAGAGCGUCUUACGGAAGAGUCCUCCCCCGCUGGAAGAGCGAAGCCCUUGCCCUUGUCUGAGGGCAAGUCUAUACUGCUGUUCGGAGGGGCUGCCGCCGUUGCCCUCCUGGCCGUGGCAGUCGGGGUGGCCCUGACUCUGAGAAAGAAAUAGAUUUUUCAGAAGAGGAAGAAGACGAAAGGAUGUAAGGUUUUGUUUGUACUGGCUGGCAUCUGAACCCCUAGCAGCUGUUUGGACAUUUGUGGAAAAUUCUGGGAUAACUGAGGGCUUCCGCUCAACAAGGUUUGAUCCACACAGUAGGGCUUGAGGUAGAAGGUGUUCACAGUUAUUGGAGUGUAGAUUCCAGGGGCUGUGGCUCACACUAGAUUCAAAAUCUUAUGAGUAAAGUCCUUCCCCAGAACAGGGUUUCUCAGCCUUACUUUAGUGACGUUAGGAGGCUGUCCUGUGUCUCCAGACAUUGCCAAAUGUCCCCUGCAAUAAAACAUGCCCUGUUGAAGGCCAGUGCUUUUGAGGGGGAGGGUUAAUUUAGGAAAAUUUGGGAUAGAAACUCCCAGGCACGGGGGCCUAGCUGUGGGCCUUGUUGGCUCUUCACCCCUUGAAAUGUCAUCUUCCUGUUGAACAGACUGUGUGCUGCAGCCACCCCCAUCCUGGAGUGUGAGGGUGCUUGCCCUGCACGCCACAGCUGCCUCUCAGGGACUGUACUGUCCCCCUCCCCCCAGGUUCCUGCUGAGAUUCCCCAGGAGAGGGCUCACUCUGUACUUGUGCUCCAACCCGUCAAGUCCCUGAAGCUCCCUACAGCUCCUCCUUGUAAAGAUGCUGCCUUUAGGAAUCUCUAAAAAAUAAAUACAGAAGACACCUAGGGUCCCCUCCCUGUGAGUGCAAUUGCAAGUAACUGGCCAGAGAGAGGCAUUUGUCUCAUUUAGAGGCAGGAGAAUGGCCUAGAUGGCCUACUGAGGUCUCUUCCAGCCCCUUCUUUCAGCAGUCACCCCCUUAGCUGUGGCUGCUUUUCGGCAACAUCUCUGUUGUUGCAUGGUCAUGCAGUGUAGUUUUUCCAAUAUCUGACCUCAGUCUUACUGCUGACCAGUUCUGUGGGUCUCUUGCCAGGAGGUGAGGAUUUUCAUACUUAGGCUUACAGAACCAAUUGGAUCAUAACUCCUAUUACGUAUGUGGAAAGUCUUCUAUAUAUCAUUGAAAUAAAAAGUGAAGGAAAAAGAAGCUGAAUUUCAAGACUGAGGUUACCCUUGAGAUUCUAGUUUGGCUUUUAGAGUUCAAGAAUCGAGGCGUCUUUACCUAAACUCUUCACAGCCCAGAUGCCUGAGUGACGAAUAGGAAUGAUUCUCAUCAGUUGUCUGCUAGUUGAGGAUCAGCACCAUUUUCUUUCUUCUGGCAGGUCUCUCUUUUUUUUUUUUUCUUUUCUGAGAUAGAGUCUCACUCUGUCACCCUGGGUAGAGUGCCAUGGCAUUAUCAUAGCUCACAGCAACCUCAAACUCUUGGGCUCAAGCCAUCUUCUUGCCUCAGCCUCCCGAGGAGCUGGGACUACAGGAGCCCACCAAGAUGCCCAGCUAGUUUUUCUAUUCUUUCAGUAGAGAUUCAUGCUCAGGCUGGUCUUGAAGACCUGAGCUCAAGUGAUCCAUCUGCCUCAGCCUCCCAGAGUGCUAGGAUUACAGGCGUGAGGCUGGUCACACUUCUAAAGGAGGGGUGGGACUAUGACUUCCAAGCGUCACUGUGCAGGGCACACGUGCUUGAUAAAAGCGUCAUCUCAGAUUUAUCUUAGGAAAUGUAACAAAUGACUUUUUAUAUCAUGAAGUUCAUGAUAAAAGUACUUUAUCUACCCUGAUCACUAAAACCUA